This is a messenger RNA of Saprolegnia diclina VS20, 1298 nucleotides long. RefSeq lists its product as hypothetical. Gene Ontology annotation, molecular function: oxidoreductase activity, acting on single donors with incorporation of molecular oxygen, incorporation of two atoms of oxygen. The coding region runs from base 267 to 998 and encodes 243 amino acids. Lineage: Eukaryota; Oomycota; Saprolegniomycetes; Saprolegniales; Saprolegniaceae. The record is from RefSeq and is a predicted model, not a curated record. The transcript has 4 exons.
GCGCUCGCAAAGACACGCACGCCGCUGUACCUGGCCGGGACGGCGCCCGCGCACAGCACCGCCGCAGCGCGUCCUUGCACCCAAGGUCAUCAUCGCGUACAGACUACGCAUCGCCCGUUGCCUCGUGCGUCCGGCGUCGGUUCCGUAGCAUCCGUCCGUUGCGCCUAUCAUCGCGGCUUGGUGAUAAAAUGGAGAUGGCGGCCACAACAUACAUUCUCCAAGUGAUCGCAGGAGGCGGAAAUGAAUAAUUGGUCGCAGUGCUCAAAAUGGCCAUUAUCCAGAAGCUCCAUCGCGCGGUGCUGCAGGCGGUCGGCGGCGGCCGUGGCCGCGCCCUUAGCCUCCAGGAAAUCGAGCCGAUCAAAGCGCUCUGCGAUGCCAUCCUGCCGAUCCAUGUCGGCCUCGACGUGCCGACGCCCGCGACCGCCGAGACGCUCUACCGUGGCUCCAAGGCGAUUCGCUACAUCCACAUCUACGAAGACCGCGACGUCUCGAUCGGGAUCUUUGUCCUGCCCCCCGGCGCCACGAUCCCGCUGCACAACCACCCGGACAUGAGCGUUGUCUCCCGGCUGCUCUACGGCUCGCUCCAUGUGACGGCCUACGACUUGGUGCCCGCCGAGGCCAACGAUGCGUUCUGGGCCGCGCACGACCCGGGCGAUGACCCGCCGUCCAUUUGGCGGCGCAAGAAGAAACUCCUGCUUGCGCAGCAGCGGCAAGACCGCACGGUGCAAGCGCCGUACACUACCGAGCUCCUUCCGCACAAGGGCAACCUCCACGAGUUCACAUCGGGCAGCGACAUUGGCUGUGCGAUCCUCGACGUGCUCACGCCCCCGUACGACCCAAGCCGUGGUCGCGACUGUACGUAUUACCGCGUGGCAGCCGCACUGGAGCCCACGCCGGACGACAGCGACCCGAUCGUUGCGCUCGAGGCCACGCCGGCGCCGCCCCACUCGUUUGACAUUGUCAACCUCGCAUACCACGGUCCGCCCGUCCUUGAGUGAGCCCGACGAUGGCACACCGACCGUCGCCAGUGUAUAGAGAUAGAGAACUAGAUGUCGCCGCGAUGUACGAGGCACCAGUCGCCGCGGCGAUGGCCGCACCGACGUACCGUGGGCCUAAUCGGAGGCGGUAUACUCGUAUAGUGUUGACAAGCGCGUUGGCCUCUGCAAGCCGCCGAUGAUGCAUAUCGAGUUACGCUACGUUUUACAGAAAUGCGCUGUCGCCAACAUGUCUAUGGUUCACCAAAGACAGUUCGAAACCCAGUCUAGUGCACGAGGUGCUCGUAGCGUGCGAGGAGCCGC